Molecule: messenger RNA, 4167 nt
Organism: Dreissena polymorpha
Lineage: Eukaryota; Metazoa; Mollusca; Bivalvia; Myida; Dreissenidae
Product: methionine--tRNA ligase, cytoplasmic-like
Exons: 17
Coding region: 4-3672 (1222 amino acids)
Biological process (GO): methionyl-tRNA aminoacylation
Cellular component (GO): aminoacyl-tRNA synthetase multienzyme complex; cytosol
Molecular function (GO): ATP binding; protein binding; methionine-tRNA ligase activity
Source: RefSeq, a predicted model, not a curated record
AAGAUGGCGACCUUUUCUCAGUCAACUGUGGCUAAAGGCUCUGAUUCAUUUACAGACUUUUGUUGUUCGCCAUGUUUAGAACAAAACAUUGACCAGUGGGCAGCAUUCUACUGCAAUAACUGUCUUAAAUUGUAUUGUGCAAAAUGUAUAAACCUGCAUGGUCAGUUGUUUGGGAAACAUGUGACAUAUGGAAGGGGAGACACAAGUAAGUGGCCAGUGUUAAAGGAAGUGGAGGAUUUCUUUCAGAAAUGUUACCUUCAUGAAGACAAACGUCUAGAAAUGUUCUGCAAUGACCACAGUCAGCUGUGCUGCACUAACUGUGCUUUCCUCAAUCACAGACAAUGUGCUAAAGUAACCCUGAUAUCCGAGUCAGUCAAAGGACCUCCACCAGACUUACAGAAAGUAUCAAAAAAGAUUCAAACUAUUCUGGAGACUCUGAAGAAACUGGAGAACGAUUGGAACACCAACAUGCAAUCUUUGCAGGUCUCAUACAACAAACAAUUAGAUAAAAUACGUCAAACACGCCAGAAAAUAAAUGCAAUUUUAGACAAGAUUGAAAAGAACACAAUUAAAGAACUAGAUGAUAUGAUGGCUAAUCUGAAAGCUUCUUUCAAGACUGAUUCGGACAAUUGCAGCAAGCUUAAAAAUGAAUUGAAACAACUCAGUGACGCCAUUCAUGAUAUUGUUGAUAAGGGCAAAGCAGAACUUGCAUUUAUUGCAAGUAAGAAAUGUCUGGAAAAAAUUAGGCAGUCUGAAACUUAUCUGAAGGAGAAUGCAGUUCAGGCAGAAAGGUUAGUGACAUUCCAGGCUGACAUGGAUAUUGAACAGUUUGUCUUUACACUGUCAGGCCUGGGGAGGAUUGUGCUCAGUUACCCAGAUCAGGUAUUCACUGUGCAAGGAAAGUCGGAGUAUAAUGUGAGAAUACCAAGUGAUUCAUGUAACUGUUAUAUCACUGCCAUCUGUGUUCUCUCCAGUGAUCAGAUCCUUGUAGCAGAUAAUGGUAAUAAAUGUGUUAAGCUACUAGAUCAGCAAUACAAGGUGGUGGCACACUGUGAUUUAAAUGCUUUACCAAGUGACAUGUGUCAAAUCACAUCAAGUGAAGUAGCUGUUACUGUGAAUAAGGACAAGACACAUGAGGUUCAGUUUGUGUCAGUAAAUGGUGGACGGCUGGUUAAGGGCAGAAAGCUACAGUUUCAACAUGAAUGCUGUGGUAUUGCUCAUGAUCAGAAGGACCUGUAUCUCACUGAUGGCACUGCACUUUACAAGUAUUCUAUGAGAGGAGACUUAAUGAAAAAACUGUAUGAGGAUACAUCAGGCUAUAGUACAGUAUGGAAGUGUGCAGUGAAUCAAACAGGUGACAAGAUAUUUGUCACCAACUAUGACUAUCACAAGGUCCUCACCCUUGCUAGAGAUGGUACAAUACUCUGUACCUUCACAGACCCAGACCUAGACUCGCCAGAUGGUUUACAUGUAACAGCUCAGGGACAGGUGCUGGUGUGUGGAGCGGUAUCCAACACUAUCCUACAGCUUAAUGGGGAAGGCAGGAAGAAGCUGGCAACUCUCGCUACCAAGAGGGAUGGACUUCGUUACCCACGAUAUUGUCGUCUGCGCAACUACAACGUGCUGUACAUCUGCGGUACAGACGAGUACGGGACCGCUACGGAGACCAAGGCCAUAGCGGAGGGUCUCACCCCGCAGCAGAUAUGUGAAAAGUACUCAGCCCUCCAUCGCGACAUCUACAAAUGGUUCAAUAUUGACUUUGACUACUUCGGCAGAACUACUACGGAGCAGCAGAAAGUGAUAGCACAGGACAUAUUCUGGCACCUCCACAAGAAUGGCUAUGUACUGACCAACAGUGUGGAGCAACUGCACUGUGAGAACUGUGAUAGGUUCCUUGCAGACAGGUUCGCGGAGGGCACAUGUCCCAUGUGUAAGUACGAUGACGCCCGUGGAGACCAGUGUGACGCCUGUGGAAAGCUUAUCAACGCUGUGGAACUCAUCAACCCAAAAUGUAAACUGUGUGGCAACAGGCCAAAGGUCCGGUCCAGUGAGCAUCUUUUCCUGGAUCUUCCCAAGGCAGAGCCGAAGCUCCAAGUCCACCUGGACAGUGUGUUCCAGACUGGAUUGUGGACGAACAAUGCGAAGGUGAUCACCAAGUCCUGGAUACGAGACGGGCUCAAACCUCGGUGCAUCAGUCGUGACCUCAAGUGGGGAAUACCGGUGCCUCUAGAGGGCUUCACAGACAAGGUGUUUUACGUUUGGUUUGACGCCCCCAUCGGCUACAUCUCAAUCACUGCCAACUACACCGAGCACUGGGCACACUGGUGGAAGAACCCAGAACACGUCCAACUGUACAACUUUCUUGGGAAAGACAACGUCCCGUUCCACAGCGUGAUUUUCCCUGCUUCACUGCUGGGAGCUGACGAUCACUACACUGUGGUGGGGCACAUGUCUGCUACAGAGUACUUGAAUUAUGAGGACGGCAAGUUCUCCAAGAGUCGAGGCACGGGUGUGUUUGGUGAUCAGGCACGUGACACUGGCAUCCCAGCAGACAUCUACAGGUUCUACCUGCUCUAUGUGAGGCCAGAAACUCAGGACAGCAGUUUCAGCUGGGAUGAUCUAUUUUUAAAGAACAACAGCGAGCUUUUAAAUAACCUUGGCAACUUCAUAAACAGAGCUCUGAUGUUUGUGAGCAAUAGUUUUGGUGGCAGUAUACAACAGAUGGACCACUCAGCUGACGAUUUCAAUCUGAUUGCUCUGGUGACGAGAGAGCCGCGUUCAUACAUUGACAAUAUGGAAAACGCAAGAAUUCGGGACUCCAUCCGGAACAUUCUCAGCAUAUCUCGACUUGGGAACGAGUUCAUGCAGGAAAACAAGCCAUGGUCUCGUGCUGGUACAUUAGUGAGCCUGGCAGCCAAUCUGGCGUGCCUGCUGUCUGUGUUGCUGCAUCCGUUCAUGCCAGAGGUCAGCGCAACCAUCCAGCGCCAGUUGAACGCCCCUCAAUCUUGCAAUGUGGUCUAUGAGGAUUUUGUGUGUCACCUGGACCCCGGGCACAAGAUUGAGCAGCCAUCACCGCUGUUCCAGAAAAUAGAAGCAAGCACAAUUGCAGAGUUAAAGAAACGCUUUGCGGGCCAGGGACCUGCUGCUCCCAGCAAACCCAAGCCUAAGAAAGGAGGGGAACCUUCACAGAACUCCCAGACAGCAACCAGUCCUGUGGAGGUAGAGAGGUUACAAGGGGAGGUAACAAGUCAGGCAAAUAAGGUUCGAGACUUGAAAGCAAAGAAGGCAGAGAAUGGUGUUAUAGACGCCGAAGUGAAGAUCCUCCUGGAUCUGAAGAAACAGCUUGCUGAUGCACAAGUACCCUCUGCUGUCACAGAAACCGGGGGAGGUAAAAAGAAGGGUGAGAAGGGAGAUCAGCCAGGGGUGAAACAGGAGGUGAAAGUAACAGCCAACAACGUGACUUCCAGUCCUGCAGAAGUUGAGAGACUAAAUAAGCUUGUUACUGAGCAGGGUAACAAAGUUAGAGAAUUGAAAACCGCAAAGGCAGGGAAAGUGCUGGUUGACACAGAAGUGUCCAAACUUCUUGACCUCAAACGUCGGCUUGCACUUGCCCAAGGAGAGAACCCUGAUGCCUCACCAGCAGGAGGGAAACAGAAGGGCAAGAAAAAGUAAUAACAACUUCAGAGGAGGCAAUUGGAAAAGCCUUAAACAAUGGCUAUUUGAAUGAACUAUUUGAAAAUAUUUGCCUAUAUAAUGGUGUUAUAUACUAUACAACACUUGUUUUUAUGCCCCCGGUAGGGUGGCAUAUAGCAGUUGAACUGUCCGUCAGCAUGUCAGUCAGUCUGUUCGUCCGUCCGAAAAAAACUUUAACAUUGGCCUUAACUUUUUCACUAUUGAAGUUAGCAACUUGAUAUUUGGCAUGCAUGUGAAUCUCAUGGAGCUGAACAUUUUGAGUGGUGAAAGGUGAAGGUGAAGGUGAAGGUCAUCCUUUAAGGUCAAAUGUGAAAUAUAUGGCGUCUGUCCGUCUCAAAAUUUUAACAUUGGCCAUAACUUUUUCAAUAUUGAAGAAAGCAAAUUGAUAUUUGGCAUGCAUGUGUAUCUCAUAAAGCUUAACAUUUUGAGUGGUGGAAGUUCAAGGUCAAGGUCAUCCUUCAAGUUCAAAGGUUA